AUGAUCGAUUCGUCAGCAGAUAUACCUUCGAUACUGAAACUUCAGUAUCUGUUGUCAUCAUUGAAGAGUGAGGCGGCGCUGCUGUUCGAGCAUACCACAUUGACCGCGGACAACUAUGCGACCACCUGGGCCGCGCUGCUGAAACGGUAUGAUAACCCGCGCAUGUUAGUCCGUGAUUAUUAUCGAACAUUGCAUCACCUUCCCGCGAUGCAUGAAGGAUCUGUGGAUGAAUUGGCGCAGCUUGUGGACGAGUUCACGCGGCACGUGAACGGUUUAAGAAAGCUGAAGGAACCGGUUGACAACUGGGACACUCCCCUCACCACAUUGCUGUUCUUCAAAUUGGAUUCAUCAACCAUCCUAGCUUGGGAAAAGCAUUCAUCGGCCAGCUCCAAGGAUAAGUAUUCAGAUCUAAUCGAUUUCCUGCAGGAUAGAAUCCGAAUCCUUCGUUCGUCCCAAACGUUAGCGAAGAUAUCUGAAUCGAAACAAACGCCGGUGGUACGGUCGUGCAAUUCCGUCUUCCGUUGCAACAAGUGCAACGCACGUCAUCACAGCAUGUUGCACGACGAUUCACCGCCACAGGUAACCAUGAACGUAGGUUCGAGCAAUGAAAUUGUGGUUCUCGAAACGGUGGUUCUCUGGUUAGUCGAUGACCAUGGCAUUCGGCAUGAAGCACGAGCGUUGUUGGAUUCAGGAUCCAUGUGCAAUAUCGUGUCCGAAUCCCUAGCGCGGAAGCUGCUGACACGUCGUACAAAGAUCAACGUUGCAUUGACAGGUAUCGGUGAGGGUGUUCAGCAAGCCAAGGGUUCGAUCAUCGCAACGGUGCAGUCAAAGUCAGCGCCAUUUUCGUCGCCACUUGAGUUCCUGAUAGUGAACUCCCCUUGUGCUGAGAUACCGACUGCCCCAAUCGAUGUUGCUGGUUGGAAAUUCCCUGACGUUCCGUUGGCUGAUCCUGCCUUUAACCUUCCUUCAAGAGUUGAUGUGAUCAUUGGGAGUGACGCAUAUUGGGAUUGGCAUACCGGAAAGAAGCAGUUACUGGUCAAAGGCGGUCCUUGGAGACAUGAGUCUCUCGAUACAUUGCUGCAACGGUUUUGGGAGAAUGAGACCAAUCUAGAGGGACCCGCUCUCUCGCUUGAGGAAGAUGCUUGUGAGAAGCAUUAUGCUGCCACUACAACGCGUGAUCACCAUGGUCGUUACAUCGUUUGUCUGCCUCGUAAUCCCAGAGCAGAUAUAGUAUUGGGUUCAUCAAAGGAGAUUGCGGAUCGACGACUGAUGGCUGUGGAGCGGCGAUUGAAGAUCAACCCUGAAAUGGAGAUGGAAUAUAAGCGUUUCAUGCAAGAGUACGAGGAACUUGGUCACAUGCGAAAACUUACCGAACCAGUGGAUGAUAGUGUUCCGCAUUGUUAUAUUCCGCACCAUGCGGUGGUGAAGGAAUCGAGUACAUCCACAAAAGUACGGGUCGUGUUUGACGCGUCCUGUAAAACGAGCUCGGGAUACUCCUUAAACGAUACGUUACUAGUUGGCCCAAUUGUCCAGGAAGAUCUACUAACGAUUAUAUUGCGAUUCAGGUCCUACGCAAUCGCAUUAGUGGCCGAUGUGGAGAAAAUGUACCGGCAAAUUCUCCACAACAUCAUCGAUCGGAAUCUGCUACGUAUCAGGUACCGAAAGAGCCCCCUGGAUCCGAUAUCGACCUACGAGCUGAAUACCGUUACUUACGGCACGGCGUCAGCUCCAUUCCUCGCCACUAGAACGCUCCAGCAGGUUGCGCAUGACCACAAAGAUCAAUUCCCGAAGGCAGUUGAUCCCGUGUUACGUGAUUUUUACGUCGACGAUCUACUAACAGGAGCGACUGACCUUAACGAAGCAGUAGAAGUGCGAAAGCAAAUCACCGCAAUGCUCGAUUCAGCUGGUUUCGCAUUGAAAAAGUGGGCAUCUAACGUUCCAGAAUCGCUUCUAGAUGUCCCAUGUGAAGAUCUUGCGAUUCAAUCAAUGCACGAGUGGAAGGAUGGUCAAGCUGUUUCGACGCUGGGGCUGGUUUGGGAACCCGCCAACGAUUCGUUUUCCUUCAAGUCGGUCGAACGGCUUACGCAGGAGCUGGUGUCCCAGUUGGAAGAACGGCACGUGCGUACUAACCCGGAGGAAUGCAGUUCGAUCGUUACCGGCGUACAGUUCAAGAUAGGCGAAAAGGUAACAACGGGGCCGGGUGGAACGGUUGCCUUGGCGCUGAACGAUCGUCUGCACGGUGAUCCGCGGGUUAAAUCCAUAAAAAGCCAAGAUGUGAAAAGUGUGAAGAAAGAGCAACAGACCAAAAUCGCCAAACCGGUAGUGGAAACCGUUACGAAGGUUUCCCGCGUUCGGCAACCAGUAGUGCCAAAGGGUGGCUCCAUUAUUACCAGCAGAACACCGGCAAAACCUUCCAUCGGCAGUCCAUCCAUCGUCCGUUGCGAAACCACUCGCCACAAACCGUACGCUCAACGUUCGGCGACGAAAAAGCUUCAACGUGACGCCACCCGGCAGCAAGCAGAAGCUCAACCACCAGCGGUGCCGAGUGGCAGCCGCCGGAUGGUAACCGAUGUCGAAAAUCCCACUACGGAAGG
Anopheles stephensi (Asian malaria mosquito) is the source of this 2594-nucleotide messenger RNA. RefSeq lists its product as uncharacterized. The annotation marks the transcript as partial. Lineage: Eukaryota; Metazoa; Arthropoda; Insecta; Diptera; Culicidae. The transcript has 5 exons. The record is from RefSeq and is a predicted model, not a curated record. Gene Ontology annotation, biological process: proteolysis. Gene Ontology annotation, molecular function: aspartic-type endopeptidase activity.